GUGAUUGGCGUUGCCGUGACGGACGGGCGAUGACUAAUUUACCCCACGUCUGCAUAAGCUGACUCGCUCCUGACUCCCCUUGCCUUCCACCGUGUGCACAAAUGGCUCACCACCUCCUGGCCGUGGCCGCCAUCGUUGCCGUCGCGCUGCUCGCGCCCCUUGCAGCGGGCUACCCGUGGCCGGUGUGCGGCACGACCAACACUUUCGAGGCCAACAGCACGUACCAGGCCAAUCUCUUCCUUGUCGCCGCCUCGCUGCCCAAGAACGCCUCCAUGUCCCCCGACCUCUAUGCCACCGCCGUCGUCGGCGCCGUCCCGGAGCAGCUCUGGGCCAUGGGGCUCUGCCGCGGCGACGUCAACGCAAAGACCUGCUUCAGCUGCCUCACCCAGGCCUUCCAUGACCUGCCGAACGACUGCCCCUACUACAAGGGCGCCACCAUCUACUACGACCCCUGCAUGCUCCACUACUCCGACGUGCACACCCUCUCCGACGACGACACCGGCCCGAUGACGGAGGUGUACACUAUCGCCAACAAUCAAAACGUCACGUCGGACCCCGGCCGGUUCAACCGCCUCCUGGCCGCGCUAGUGAACGCCACAGCCGACUACGCCGCGUUCAACUCCACGCGGCGGUUCGCGACCGGGGAGGCUGACUUCGACCAGGAGUUCCCCAAGGUGUACAGCCUGGCGCAGUGCACGCCGGAUAAUACACCGGCACAGUGCCGGAAGUGCCUCGCCGAGCUCAUAACCCAAUCGCUGGAUGGGUUUGCGAACCGCAUCGGAGGCAGGGUUCUUUCGGUCAACUGCACCUACAGGUUCGAGACCGCGCCCUUCUACAAUGGACCGGCGAUGGUGCGGCUGGCAUCACCAAGCCCGGGGACGCCGGCGCCGGCUGUGCAGCCAACUCUUGGGACACCGUCGGUGGCCGGAGGAGGGGGGAGAAAGUACAGUGUACCGGGUGUGGUUCUUGUAGUCGUGUUAGCUACUUUAGCAGCCUUGAACAUUGUAGCUUGCCUCUGUUUCUGGAGGCGUCGGCGGCCAGCAGCCCAAUCGAAGCAGCCAUAUCCCAUGUAUCCCGCUGAAGCAGAGGACGUCGAAAUGGUUGACUCGAUGAUGAUCGACGUCUCCACCCUGCGAGCCGCGACCGGGGAUUUCGACGAGAGCAACAAGCUCGGCGAAGGAGGGUUUGGUGCGGUGUACAAGGGCGUCCUCCCGGACGGCGACGAGAUAGCGGUGAAGAGGCUGUCGAAGAGCUCAACGCAGGGAGUGGAGGAGCUGAAGAACGAGCUCGCUUUGGUGGCCAAGCUGAAGCACAAGAACCUCGUCAGGCUCGUCGGCGUGUGCCUGGAGCAGCAGGAGCGGCUGCUCGUUUACGAGUUCGUCCCCAACCGGAGCCUCGAUCUCAUCCUCUUCGAUACUGAUAAUGAGAAACGUGAGAGAUUGGAUUGGGGGCAGAGGUACAAUAUCAUAAACGGCAUCGCCCGGGGCCUGCAGUACCUCCACGAAGACUCGCAGCUCAAAGUUGUCCACCGUGAUCUCAAGGCCAGCAACAUCCUGCUAGACAUGAACAUGAACCCCAAGAUCUCCGACUUUGGCCUCGCGAGGAUCUUCGGGCGGGACCAGACGCAGGCCGUCACAAACCGCGUCGUCGGCACCUAUGGGUACAUGGCGCCGGAGUACGUGAUGCGCGGCAACUACUCCGUGAAAUCGGACGCGUUCAGCUUCGGCGUCAUGGCGCUCGAGAUCGUGACGGGGAGGAAGAACAACGACUGCUACAACUCCCAAAAGUCUGAAGAUCUCUUGACCACCGUAUGGGAGCACUGGGAGGCCGGGACGAUGACGGAGUUGGUAGACCCGAGUAUGGGCGGCAGUUUCCCGGUGGGCGACGUGGUGCGGUGCAUCCAUGUAGGGCUGCUGUGCGUCCAGGGAGACCCGGCGGACCGGCCGGUGAUGUCGUCGGUCGUGAUGAUGCUCGGCACUGACACGGUCACCCUCCAGGCCCCAUCCAAGCCGGCGUUCUUCGCCAGGAACGGCGCCGUCAACACGGCCGCGUCGACGGUUUCGUUGCAGGGCUAGCCAUGGAGUCCAGGAAAGUUUCAGUUGAUAGCACAGAGGAAUGGAUCUCUGAUAGUGUGAGGCCGUGUCUGUAUGGGUCAGCCACAUAAGGCGAUGCGCGGGAAGCAUUUACCGGGGUUUUGUCAGGAGCCUUUUUAGCAUUUUUUACCAUCCUUGGGAGGUAUAAAAAAUUAUGAUUCUGAAGAGCAGUAAUACAAAUGCUAGGGGCCCGACCUACAUUAAGUUUAUACAAUAUAGAAUAAACUAGCGGGGAGACACGCACGAUUUAUCUGAUUAGCAUUAAGAAUCCAAAUGUGUAUGUACCAUUGUAUCAUUAUGGCUUUAUCAUCAAUUUGUGUUUUACCUAACAA
Molecule: messenger RNA, 2425 nt
Organism: Phragmites australis (common reed)
Lineage: Eukaryota; Viridiplantae; Streptophyta; Magnoliopsida; Poales; Poaceae
Product: cysteine-rich receptor-like protein kinase 6
Exons: 7
Coding region: 102-2075 (657 amino acids)
Biological process (GO): protein phosphorylation
Molecular function (GO): ATP binding; protein kinase activity
Source: RefSeq, a predicted model, not a curated record